This is a messenger RNA of Plectropomus leopardus (leopard coralgrouper), 4588 nucleotides long. RefSeq names its product ubiquitin specific peptidase 7 (herpes virus-associated) (gene usp7). Gene Ontology annotation, cellular component: nucleus; cytosol. The record is from RefSeq and is a predicted model, not a curated record. Gene Ontology annotation, biological process: regulation of protein stability; protein deubiquitination. Gene Ontology annotation, molecular function: cysteine-type deubiquitinase activity; protein binding. NCBI's taxonomy places the organism in Eukaryota, Metazoa, Chordata, Actinopteri, Perciformes, Serranidae.
UUUACCUCAGACUCAACACACAUCACAAACCACGGGAGGAGCGGGCUGAGAGAGAGCCACACAGCAGCUCAGGCUAGCGUUGUAUGACCGGGCACAUUCCUCACCGAGAAACAAGAGGUUAUAGCUAGAAAUGCAGCGAGGUGCCGCGUUUGGUCGUUCAACGUGUUAGGGUGGUUUGGAGGAUUUGUUUUAUGUCGGGCCGUGGCAACUCUCGUCUCCGCGAACUUCCAAAUUCGUAUUGGAAACUGGUUUGAAUGGAUAGCUUUUUCCUCCGCUCUUCCCCAGACGAGGGACAAUCGGAGGAGCACACGGACUGGGGAUAUCGCAGGCAAAGUUGUUGAACGUGUGUGUAUAGCAAAUGAACCGCUGUUUUCAUUGUUGUUGUACCUAUAUCAGCAGUUGGCUGCCUAGUGUCAGGUAGCUUAACGCUAGCUAUAAACAGGGUAUUUGUUCCCCCAAGAUACAGGUCGUGCUGUGCGUUGUCUUGUUGCCCCACAUUUUAGCUCAUUUCAGCGGGCCUCCCUCCUCGGAGCCCCCGGUCCAUCCUUCCAACCCCCCGCCGUCAGCCAGCGACUCGCACCCACCAAAGGCGCCGAGAUUGGGCGAAUAGCGAGCAAAUACGUCCGCGUUUCUCUACCCGCUCCCCCGCCGACCUCCCCUCCUCACUCCCCGGCGCUGACAGCGGACAAGGCCGAGGUCGCAACAGAGCAGGCCCGGCCGCCGAGGCUCGACCUGUCCACCCCACCUCCGCAUCUUACCACACCUCACCAGCAGUCCAGAGCCCGGUUCCCCGCCGAACCGACCCUGGACAAGGUCGAGGGUAACAGAGAUAGCAGGGAGCACCGCAUCACCACCACCACAACAACAGCUGCCAACAUGAACCACCACCAUCACCACACGCAGCAGCAGCAGCAACAGAAAGCCGGCGAGCAGCAGCUCAGCGAGCCAGAGGACAUGGAGAUGGAAGCUGGGGACACAGACGACCCUCCAAGAAUCCCGGCGAACCCAGUGAUCAAUGGCAACGUGGCCAUGGCAGAUGGACACAAUAACACAGAGGAGGACAUGGAGGAUGAUACCAGUUGGCGAUCAGAGGCGACUUUUCGCUUUGUGGUAGAACGCUUCAGCCGCCUGAGUGAGUCUGUGCUCAGCCCGUCCUGCUUUGUUCGAAACCUUCCAUGGAAGAUAAUGGUGAUGCCGCGCUUCUACCCGGACCGGCCACACCAAAAGAGUGUGGGCUUCUUCCUGCAGUGUAACGCAGAAUCAGACUCCACGUCAUGGUCGUGCCACGCGCAGGCCAUGCUGAAGAUCAUCAACUAUAAAGACGACGAGAAGUCUUUCAGCCGCAGGAUCAGUCAUCUGUUCUUCCACAAGGAGAAUGAUUGGGGCUUCUCCAACUUCAUGUCCUGGAGUGAUGUGACUGAUCCAGAGCGGGGCUUCAUUGAUGACGAUAAAGUCACAUUUGAAGUCUAUGUCCAGGCAGAUGCCCCACAUGGAGUGGCAUGGGACUCUAAGAAACACACAGGUUAUGUUGGGCUAAAGAACCAGGGAGCUACCUGCUACAUGAACAGCCUGCUACAGACGCUCUUCUUCACCAACCAGCUACGACGGGCGGUGUACAUGAUGCCCACAGAGGGAGAUGACUCGUCCAAGAGCGUUCCCCUGGCACUGCAGAGGGUUUUCUACGAGCUGCAACACAGCGACAAACCCGUCGGCACCAAGAAACUCACCAAGUCCUUUGGAUGGGAAACACUAGAUAGCUUCAUGCAACACGAUGUACAGGAGCUGUGCAGAGUGCUCCUGGACAAUGUGGAGAACAAAAUGAAAGGCACUUGUGUUGAGGGAACAAUCCCUAAGCUCUUCAGAGGAAAGAUGGUGUCAUAUAUCCAGUGCAAGCACGUGGACUACCGGUCAGAGCGGAUAGAGGACUACUAUGACAUCCAGCUUAGCAUAAAAGGAAAGAAGAACAUCUUUGAGUCAUUCAAAGAUUAUGUUGCAACCGAACAGUUAGAUGGAGACAACAAAUACGACGCAGGAGAGCACGGCCUGCAGGAAGCAGAAAAGGGGGUGAAGUUCCUUACCUUCCCUCCAAUCCUCCAUCUGCAGCUCAUGAGGUUCAUGUAUGACCCACAGACUGACCAAAACAUCAAGAUUAAUGACAGGUUUGAGUUUCCAGAUCAGUUACCCCUGGAUGAGUUUCUUCAGAAGCCAGACUCAAAGGACCCGGCCAACUACAUUCUGCACGCCGUGCUUGUGCACAGCGGGGACAACCAUGGCGGUCACUACGUCGUCUAUCUUAACCCAAAAGGAGACGGCAAAGUGAGUGUCAAGGAGCCAAUAUGGUGUAAGUUUGAUGAUGACGUGGUGUCGCGGUGCACCAAGGAGGAGGCCAUAGAGCACAACUAUGGUGGACAUGACGAUGACCUCUCAGUGCGUCACUGCACCAACGCAUACAUGUUGGUCUACAUCCGUGAGUCCAAGCUCAGCGAGGUGCUCCAGCCAAUGACUGACGUGGAUAUCCCUCAGCAGCUGGUUGAGCGUCUGCAGGAGGAGAAAAGGGUGGAGGCACAGAAGAGGAAGGAGCGCCAAGAGGCUCACCUCUACAUGCAGGUCCAGAUAGUAACAGAGGACCAGUUCUGUGGUCAUCAGGGCAACGACAUGUAUGACGAGGAGAAGGUGAAGUACACAGUCUUCAAGGUCCUGAAGAGCUCUACGCUGCAAGAGUUCGUCCAGACCCUCUCCCAGACCAUGGGUUUUCCACAGGACCAGAUGAGGCUGUGGCCCAUGCAGGCCCGAAGCAACGGAACUAAGCGACCCGCCAUGCUCGACUACGAGGCCGACUGCAACAAGUCUAUGAUUGACUUGAGCGACAAUGAGAACCCCUGGACAAUAUUUCUGGAGACGGUGGAUCCAGAGAUGGCAGCCAGCGGGGCCACGUUACCCAAGUUCGACAAAGACCAUGAUGUCAUGUUGUUCUUGAAGAUGUAUGACCCCAAAACCAGAAGCUUAAAUUAUUGUGGACAUAUCUACACACCUAUUUCCUGCAAAAUAAGAGACCUUCUACCAGUCAUGUGUGAGAGAGCAGGGUUUCAGCAGGAAACUAGCCUUAUCCUCUAUGAGGAAGUAAAGCCCAAUCUUACAGAGCGGAUACAGGACUAUGAUGUCUCUCUGGACAAGGCCCUGGAUGAGCUCAUGGACGGGGACAUCAUUGUCUUCCAGAAGGACGACCCAGAGAACGACAGCAGCGAGCUGCCAACGGCCAAGGACUAUUUCCGGGAUCUCUACCACCGGGUGGACGUCAUUUUCUGUGACAAAACCAUCCACAACGACCCCGGCUUCGUCGUCACGCUCUCUAACCGCAUGAACUAUUUUCAAGUGGCCAAGACAGUAGCACAGAGGUUGAACACAGAUCCCAUGCUGCUGCAGUUCUUCAAGUCACAGGGGUACAGGGACGGUCCAGGGAAUCCUCUCAGACACAACUAUGAGGGAACGCUGCGGGACCUGCUGCAAUUCUUCAAACCUCGGCAGCCCAAGAAACUCUACUAUCAGCAGUUAAAGAUGAAGAUAACAGACUUUGAGAACAGGAGGAGUUUUAAAUCCAUAUGGCUCAACAGCCAGUUCAGAGAGGAGGAGAUCACCCUCUACCCUGACAAGCAUGGCUGUGUGCGGGACCUUUUGGAAGAAUGUAAAAAGGCAGUGGAGCUCUCUGAAAAAGGCUCUGAGAAGCUCAGGCUGUUAGAGAUAGUAAGCUAUAAAAUCAUCGGGGUUCACCAGGAGGACGAGCUGCUAGAAUGUUUAUCUCCGGCUGCCAGCCGCACCUUCAGAAUAGAGGAGAUUCCUUUAGACCAGGUGGACCUGGACAAAGACAGUGAAAUGCUAAUCCCUGUCGCUCACUUCCACAAGGAAGUCUUCGGCACCUUCGGGAUCCCCUUCUUGCUCAAGAUCAGACAGGGUGAGUCAUUUCGGGAGGUGAUGAGGAGGAUCCAGACCAUGCUGGACAUCCAGGAGAAAGAAUUUGAGAAGUUCAAGUUUGCGAUUGUGAUGAUGGGGCGGCAUCAGUACAUCACUGAAGACGAGUAUGAGGUCAACCUGAAGGACUUUGAACCACAGCCAGGUAACAUGUCCCACCCGCGCCCCUGGCUAGGGUUGGAUCAUUUCAACAAAGCUCCAAAGAGAGGUCGCUACACCUACCUGGAGAAAGCAAUCAAGAUCCACAACUAAAAGCAGCCCGCCCUUCCUCUUUGUCCUCCUCCUCCUCCUCCUCCUGCUCCGCCUUCCCUACUUUAACACACCAUAACCACAGACUGUAACCAACCGUGUGUGUGAGUGUGUGUGUGUGUGUGUUUGUGUGUGAGACUGUGUGGGCGUGCGUGCGUACGUGUGUGUGAUCAUCACUUUUAACACCCUGCCUGGACACCUCUACAGCUCUACACCGGCACUAUGUCUUCAGCGAUUCGGAUCUUGCUGCAGCUGACGGAUUAUUCUUCAACCACAAAAUAAACUGCACCAACCACCUCCUGACUGUCGAUUUUGUUGUUUUUUUCUUUUUUUUUUUCUUCUUUUUUUUAAAUCGUCUCCCUCCACUUUUUUU